Molecule: messenger RNA, 933 nt
Organism: Hibiscus syriacus
Lineage: Eukaryota; Viridiplantae; Streptophyta; Magnoliopsida; Malvales; Malvaceae
Product: phosphatidylinositol transfer protein 3-like
Exons: 5
Coding region: 58-933 (291 amino acids)
Molecular function (GO): phosphatidylinositol transfer activity
Source: RefSeq, a predicted model, not a curated record
UACUUUUAUGCAAUGUUUUGCAGGUUGCACUAGGUCUUUAGAUUCUGUUCAGUCAAUAUGUUUAGUAGAUGGACCAAUUCCCAUCAUAGCCAAGAGAAUGAUUCAUUGCAGCAUGAAUCCAUGGUCAAGGAACUUAGAGCUGCACUUGGACCACUAGCUGAUCGCAGUUUGAAAUAUUGCACCGAUGCCUGCUUGAGUAGAUACUUGGAGGAACGGAAUUGGAACAUUGACAAGUCGAAGAAAAUGCUGGAAGAGACUCUCAAAUGGAGAUCGACCUAUAAGCCUGAGGAAAUACGUUGGGAUGAAGUUGCAGUAGAAGGUGAGACCGGAAAAGUAUAUCGAGCAAAUUUUCACGACCGAAGUGGUAGGACUGUUCUUAUAUUGCGCCCAGGAAAGCAGAACACUAGAUCCUUGGCCAAUCAGCUGCGCCAUUUGGUGUACAUGGUAGAGAAUGCUAUCCUAAACCUUCCACAGGGUCAACAACAGAUGGUAUGGUUAAUAGACUUCACCGGCUGGAGCUUGAGCACGAGUGUUCCGAUCAAGUCCGCUCGUGACACCAUUAAUGUUUUACAGAACCACUACCCGGAGAGGCUGGCCAUGGCAUUUCUCUACAGCCCCCCUAGAAUUUUCGAAGCAUUCUGGAAGAUUGUAAAGUAUUUUCUAGAUGCCAAAACCUUCCAAAAGGUGAAGUUUUUGUAUCCUAAGAAUAAAGACAGUGUGGAGCUCAAGAGAUCAUAUUUUGACGAAGAAAAUCUACCAACAGAGUUUGGAGGAAAGCGCAUAUUGGAGUACAACCAUGAAGAAUUCUCCAAGCAAAUGCUCCAGGAUGAUACCAAAUCUGCCACUUUGUGGGGAUUUGAUGAUCAACGCCAAUCUAUUGGCAACCAGCAAUACAGACCCGAGCCUAUCUGCCUUGCACCAGCGGCCGGUUGA